GAGAAAAAUCAUAAAGGAUCCUUGACCGUGAACGUCCACUACUAUCAAGUGAUUCCUAACAGGGUAGCCACAUGUGCCAGGCUGUUACUAACUGGCGAUCGCACGAUCGUUUACAGGAAGAAAGUGUGACGUAGUACCCUAGUGACCCACAUUUCUAGUGUGAACAAGAAAAGAGGAAUUCAAAAUAAAAAGCCAAACGUGUAAAGAAUCUUGAACAACUCGACAACAGGAUGUGACACGCAGGUGCAUAAGUGAUGUAAUGAUAAAGUAUUGAAAAUUAUUUCCGGCUUCAAUUUGGCACAAUCGAAAAUAAACGAAACACAAGAUAAGGAUCAUGGUUUAGUGCCCGACAGUGUUGCAAAGUAUCGUUUGGUGAGAAGUAAAAUAUUUUUUUACACCACACAACAACAACGAUAUUUGACAAUAGUUCGCAGCUAGUGAAAGAAAGAUCGUGCAUUACUAAGCUAAGAAUAAUGAAGUAGUGGAUGGAGCACUGAUUACCGAGGACGAGAGUGACUGUUUAACGUGGUGUUGUGAAUAGAACAUACAAUCGACGCAUGUCCGAUUCUGCUACCGUCAUACCCCACCCCCGGGGGUGAAAUGCUUUGCGGAGGUGCUAGUUGAUGGUGGUGAGUGACCACUUACCACACCACCAGAAGACGGUACUGGUCCCGAGCCAGCACGCGCUGUCAAAGCAUGGUGACGAUGACCCACUUUAUACUUGGUCGUUAGUUGUGUUAUUUUUUUCGUAGUGUGUGUUAUUGCUUUGGAUAGUUUUCUUUUCCGUGCUGGCAUUCCACGUCGCUGAUGCGUGUGCAAGUGUAAGAAAAAGUUGUGGAAGGAAGACAACAUACAUGAUAUGUGUGUGUGUGUGAAUGUGCAUGUGUAUGAUCGAGUUAAGGUGUCUGGAGGCGGAUUUAAGUGACUUCCAAAUGUGAUCGAAUAUGACGAAAGCAUUUUAAUCGCGCUUAUUCUUUCAAGCUAUUAAGGGAUUAGAAUAAGCCAAUAGGAGUAUUUUUUUUUUUGUUACGUAGCUUCAAUCUUUCAAAAGUGUGUCAAAGUACAUUCAAACCAUUAUUCACACAUUGUUGCAAUGUUUGUUUAUUUUUUUAUUUUUGCAAAGUGUUUUGUUACAAUCGUUAACAUAACAUAUUUUGAGUUGCGUUUGUGUUUACCGCCCUUCUCAUUACCCGUAUGCCCUUACUUCUACGCAUGGGCCGAUUUGUUUAUGUUCAUACCUGAAGCAAUAAUCAAACAAAACAACCACAGUUGCAUUACCAAAGCAUAAACACCAACAAAAAAAACACAUAGGAAGUGAACCCAAAGCUAAUUUUGAUUGCAGUGUUUAACGUCGUGUACAAUAUAAUUUGGUGAUUGCAGUGAGAUCUUUGCAGACAAAAGAAAUAGAAAAAUUAAAAAAAGUACAUCUACCGUGAGAUGAGGAUAUAAACAGUGUUAAAAUCUCAACAAAUUAUCCGUAAUGUGAAGAUCUGUCCAUCAGCAAAAUGCCGAGCAACACAGCAACAGCUUUCAGAAGAUACUCAAUGAUUGAUGUAGUGUUUGUUAAUUAUAAUAAUUAUGUUCUCUAACUAAGUUGUUCUACCUUUUUGUUUUUCGUGUUACAGUGACAGUGAUUUAGCUACAUCGUUCAGUGAUUGCAAUAUGUGAGUGAUUAUAGUGAAAACAGCAAAGUUCCAAUUGCUUGAAGUUUGUGAAGCUCAAGGAAGUUCACCGCCGACGCAACAUUUCCGAUACGAGCCAACUUUUACGAAGGCGUAGUUACUACAUGCAAACGAAUGAAAUAGUCUACAAUAGUGCAUUUCGAAAAAAAACGGAAAGAACCGUUCAACAGUGGUCCAAAAAAAAGCAAACGGGCCAAAAGUGUAUCAGUGCUAACAUCUGUGGAGGUUCAACCGGGGCUGGAUACGACAAAAAGUGUUACGAGUACAACCGAUCGCCGAUCUUCCUGUGUGGUCCUGACGCACGCAUCCUUUCUCUCUCAUCCCACCCGUGAUCUUUACCGUCUGUGUAAAUACCUGCACGUUCUGCCGAAUGAUUUGGAAAUUCCUCAAAAGAACGAUCACCUUUAGUUUGUUCGCCUAGCAGGCUGAAACUUUUACUAUCACUUCUACUUCUUUUCAUCCUUGCUGGCUUCACUCUACCGUUUAUUUGAUUGGAUCUGUACAGAAUACAAGUUUUUUUGAUAACUUCACUCCGAACACAAAAGGGGUGCAAAGAACAAGGAACUCUUCCGACAUCUAUGCAAAUACUCUCUUCCAAAUCUUCUAUCAUCGAACUAUCGUAAACGAUUUGCGUGAGUACAACCUUUGUCUGUUUUCUAUUGUACAUCAUUUCAUCUCUUAUCAAUAGCCAAUUCAAUAGUAUCAGUAUGCUUUACAGCUUCGUAGAUUAGAUUUUAACAAAUAACUUACUACACAUAAAAUAGAGCAGAGCUUUCAAUAAUUUUCCCCAACAAAACCCCCAAAAAUAAAACUUUUCUUCUGAUUUUAACUAACACGCUAUUUCUUGCUUUCAGAAUUUCUUCAUCUCACUAACAAGUACUCAAUAAUAUCUCCAACUAUUACUAACCGGUUGUUAAGUAUACCAUCAAAAAUAUGACCAUUUUACGUCUUUUGGGGAAUUCUCAAAUUUCUUCCACCGUUACAACCGGAUACGCAAGUUUGACUUGACGGAAAAGACACUUACCGUUCGGCGAUGAACGUCCCAAACAGUACGACAUCUCUUAGUGUAAGCAUCCUCUAAACAGUGAGUGUGAAUCAACAUACUAUUACUCGUCCAACGUACUCCCCACUAGUACAGAUCACGCACGCACAACGUUUUUGGUACGUCGAUGACGAUGGAUCGUAACCGUUCUACACGGAUGCCGAGGGCGAUAACCUUCCACCGCUGGAGUUUAGCUGCUUGAUUAAAGGCUGAGACCAUGCACGAACAGCUUCGGAUGCUAACGGAGGAUCUUCAACGGAGCAUAUUCUACUGGCGCAUGAUCGUUGCCUAGCUUGCAGCCACAAGUGCACUAGGGUACCCUAGUGGUACCUACUUCAACACAGCCGCCAGCUAACGUCACCCGACACAACAGUAAACAGUACCAAAAAAAGUAUCGAGUUUUCGAUUCGUCGAUCAAUAUUCCAAUAAUCCAUUUUAAAUCAACGGACAGUACAACCAAUCAUCUGCGCGAAAGUGAUCACCGGGUGACUUUGCUAAUGCGAGGGGCGUCGCAUGCGACCACGCCUAAACAUUACACUAGCCCCAUGCACCUCGAGAGCAUGGUCAACUGCAAGAUGAGCUCGCAGAACGAUUCGGUCGAGGUGGAAAGUUUACUGAUGAGCCCGUGCUGGAACCAGUCCACCAGCGUCACUGAUCAGUACCUGCUCGAUGGUCACAAGCUGCUGCUCGAGGCCGAACUCGACUCGCUGCCGAGCGAUGGCGAAACGCAAAAGAGUUCCAUGGACGUGCUCGAGAACCUGCUGCUCAAUUCGGCCGCCUCCAUCACAAGCAACGGCGCGAACGGACACAGCCACUCGAACGGUCACAUAGGGGGCGGUGGAGGUGGAGGUGGUGGUGGUGGCGGCGGCGGAGGUGGAGGGGGAGGUCUCGGGAAUGGAGACGUGAAGCCACUGCCCUCGUUUACCUCCUUCAAUACUGGCCACCUGUCGAUCAAUGGUAUCUCCGGGUACCAUUAUACGGCGAUCGCUCAGCGUUUACCGGAGGAGAAUAAUAAUUACACGCAAAACACGUACACGAGUGGUGCUACCGGUGGGUCUGGCCAUCUGGGAGGUAGCAGUGGGACGACGAAUGGUAAUGGAAAUGCUCCCGGUACCGGAACCAGCGUCGGUUCGACGGGUAGCGAUAACAACAUCGUUUCGUCUACAUCAACCUGCCUGCCCGACUCGGUACUAAAUCCGGACGGAUCGAGUGCCGACAAUGGGGGCGGUGCGUGUAGUCUGGCUGAUGUGAAGCUCUUCUCGGAUGGGUCGCUUGACGGUACCAAAAUCUACAGUGCACCUGCGGACAGUUGCGUAAUGAAUGGGGCCGAUUCUGUGUCGAGUGCGCGGAUAUUCGUCGAUACGAAGGAGUUGUCCGAGUACGAUAUGAGCUCGAUCGAGGAUAUUGCCGCGAUCAUUGGUUCGGCGAUUGCUGACACAACCGUGCCGAGCAGCAAGGUGGAGAAGGAGGAUGGUAAUGAUACGCGCGACUCGUGGAUGGAUCUGGACGCGUGGAUCGAGGGCACCUGUACCGGUGUGCCAGAUGGUGGUAAGCUCAUCGUAACGCAGCAGGACUCGCUCAGCGAACUCAUCCUACCGAGCUCCCCCGUACAUACGUCCAGUGGCACUAGCUCCACGUUGCAGAGUCUGCUGACGCACGGUUACAUGCCACUGCUGCAGAACCGAUUGCAGCACGGACCACCGAUCAAGCUGGAAGCGCCAAGCUCAACCUCGUACUGCGGUGAGCUGAUAUCCACCUCUACUAGUCCACCCGGGUCGGUCGUCUCGACCUCCACCGAUAAUCUCAUACUCAACGGCAGGUACCUGCAGGGACAUCAUCACCAUCAAAACGGACACCACUUUGCGCUCGGGUCGAUGGGAUCGCUCACCAAACCGGACGGGCUCUGCAGUCCGGAGCUCGGCCUAAGCAAUUAUCCCCACACGACCACCACCACCUCUACAUCCUCCUCGAGCGCUAGCAACUCUCCGACGACACCAAAAAGUAAACGGCGUAACCACAAGCAGCAAUCGAAGCAGCCGGGAACGCUCGUCCCGACGCCUACCGGUGCCCUCAACGCCCAACAACAUCAGCAGCAACAACACCAUCAACAGCAGCAGCAGCAGCAGCAACAACAUCACCAACAACAGCAGCAACAACACCACCAACAGCAACACCAGCAGCAGCAACAACAGCAACAACAACACCAGCAUCAGCUCAACGCUCAAUCGCAACAGGCCGCGGCACUCAGCUUCCAGGCGGCGAACGAUCUCAGCGGGCUACUCGGCAAGGAGAAACCGGUCCACCGGUGUAACAUCUGCAACCGGGGUUUUCUGAACAAGAGCAACAUUAAGGUGCACCUGCGGACGCACACGGGCGAGAAACCGUUCCGCUGCGAGGUGUGCGCCAAAGCCUUCCGGCAGAAGGCACACCUGAUCAAGCACCAGCAGAUACACAAGCGGAUUGGGCGCGAUUGACCAUCAGAGACGGUGCCGCCGAGGAGUUCGUCCGGUGCGCGCAAAGCCAAACGCACAUCCGACGACACCGAGUACGGCACCGUCACCGGCGACUAUCAUACCAACGACGAUCAGCACAACAUUCCAUCCGAACUGGAGGACCUGGACGAGCUGGAUCUCGACAUGGAGCUGGAGCAGGAUCAAGCGAACCAACGGUUUCAUCGUUCCUUCGUACCGUUCGUGUGAUCGACGUGAUCGACGUAAUCCCAAAAGUCGUGUUUCUGUGUAGAUUAGUGAAGUUAUUCGGUGCGCUGGCAAUGCUCCGAAUAUCUGCGAUUCGGUGCGGAGAGUUGUGCAGCCAAUGUCAAAGAAACAACAAAAACACACAUUAACACUCGUACCUCAGGAGAUUAGUGAAGUAGUUGCUGGGAGGAAGAUGCUUGCUGCUAUCCUCUUUUCAGCUUGUGUGGGACCAAUCUGUCACAAGGACGGCAGGGUUCUGGUGUGUACAUAGAGAAGGGAUGGCGCUUGCUCGUGGUGCUCGCGAAUGUCCGGGCCGGGCACUUGUAACACUCAAAACAAAACAUAUUUAUUUCCUUCCGGCGCUAAUACCCCCGGAGUUGCGAUCCACGAGUUGACGCUUCCCAUGAUUGUUAUGUUAUUACGCCUAUCAUUAUUAAACCACGUGUUUGCCGUCGUGUUGCUGCAGAUAGGAGUAAAGUAGAAGCUAGGGCUAUUCGCGAUUAGUGGCGGAUCGGCGGUUGGUGAAUGUAAUUUAUAUCUGUAACAAAUGUACGCUAUAACGCUAAGUUAGAUAUUUAUUCGUUAACUCCAGCGUCAACUGU
Molecule: messenger RNA, 6022 nt
Organism: Anopheles funestus (African malaria mosquito)
Lineage: Eukaryota; Metazoa; Arthropoda; Insecta; Diptera; Culicidae
Gene: ich
Product: ichor
Exons: 3
Coding region: 3222-5198 (658 amino acids)
Biological process (GO): embryonic hindgut morphogenesis; embryo development; regulation of transcription by RNA polymerase II
Cellular component (GO): nucleus
Molecular function (GO): RNA polymerase II transcription regulatory region sequence-specific DNA binding; DNA-binding transcription factor activity, RNA polymerase II-specific
Source: RefSeq, a predicted model, not a curated record